Messenger RNA from Priapulus caudatus, 2245 nucleotides. RefSeq names its product glycosaminoglycan xylosylkinase-like. Gene Ontology annotation, molecular function: phosphotransferase activity, alcohol group as acceptor. Lineage: Eukaryota; Metazoa; Priapulida; Priapulimorpha; Priapulimorphida; Priapulidae. The record is from RefSeq and is a predicted model, not a curated record. Gene Ontology annotation, biological process: protein phosphorylation. The transcript is spliced from 7 exons. Gene Ontology annotation, cellular component: Golgi apparatus. The coding region runs from base 1 to 1431 and encodes 476 amino acids.
AUGAGGCUGAGGACGGCUGCCGUGUCGCUGUCAGUCAUGUUCCUACUCGUCUACAUCACCCUAUACCUACGCAUCCACGCCAUGUUUUCCCAUGUUCGCGAUGAAGAUUUCAGCCUCCCACCGAGAGCACGUCCCAAUUCCUUCGGACAAGGUGGCGUGCUGCCGCCGGUCGAGUCUCCCGUGCAAGAUGGCGGCGACGCGGCUCCGAUCGCGCUGCACGAUCUGAGCAACGUCUCGUCCUGGAAGGCCCUGCGCGAUCCCGGUUACCGCUCCCUGAGGGAAGCGACGCACCGGCGCGACCUCGAAACGCUCCGACGAAUCACCGCCGCCUCGGAGCUGCGCGAGUUCGCUGAGGGCCUACUCAACGACACGGCGCGCCUCGUGGAGGUCGCGGGGUCGCCGUGGGCGGUCGCGGCGGGGUGGGUGCAGAGCCGCGCCGUGCUGCCUGCGCGCGCGCCGCAGCUGGGGGCGCUGCUGUUUGCGAUGGCGACCGAGAAGGUGACGCGAGCAGACGUCGGCUACCAGGGAACACAGCUGAAGGCAACGCUACUGCUGGAGGGCGGACAGCGCGUCUCGUUCAGACCGCAAAAGUAUGCACGUGAUAAGGUCAUCAAGGGAACGCCGUAUGCUGGAUAUGACCGACAUAAUGGAGAAAUCGCUGCUUUUCACUUGGGCAGGAUAUUGGGUUUGAGAAGAAUACCUGUUGCUGUAGGCAGACGCAUCAAUCUAACGUCGGAACUAAUGCCUGUGGCAGAGUUGCGACUACUGGAGACAUUCCUAGUGAAAGGUGACAACGUCUGCUUUUACGGGAAGUGCGGCCCCUGUCGACCGGAGACGGCUGCGUGCGGCGUUGGGUCCGUGAUGGAGGGAGCAGUCACACUGUGGCUGCCCAAGAACUGGCCGCUCAAGAAACGUCUCUGGCAUCCCUGGAAGCGCACGUACAACGUCAACAAAACUGCACGAUGGCAAACCGACCAGGACUACUGUAAUAUUGUGCGCAGCAGCCCACUAUACAAGUCUGGCCCGAUGCUGCUGGACCUCAUCGAUGCGUCAGUUCUGGACUAUCUCAUAGGCAAUGCCGACAGACACAUGUGUGAGAUGUUUGCUGGAUGGGAGGACAGCAUGGUAGUGCUGCUGGAUAAUGGCAAGAGUUUCGGGGAUCCUGACAAAGAUGAAGUGACAAUCCUGGCUCCGUUAUACCAGUGCUGCAUCAUGCGGCGGUCGACCUGGCAGCAGCUGAGCUGGUUAACAGGCGGCAUGCUCGGCUCGUUGCUGCGAAUGCUGCUGGGGUACGACGCCAUCACGCCCGUGCUCACAGACGCCCACUACCGCGCCGUCGAUCGCAGGCUCAAAGCCAUCCUCACCAUCGUCGACACGUGCAUACGGACGCACGGACGCGCCAGCGUUCUCGUUACAGAUGCAGCACAGUGACGCGCCAGUGACAAACAGGUGACAGUAGAUGACGUGACAAUCAUGAUGACAUGAUUGUCUUCGUAGGCUCAAGAAUGUGUUUGUGAAAAUGAUGCAUGCGUGCAACUCAGUAUAACGAAAGAUUAUUUAUUAUGCGCAUGAUCACUUUUAGGAAAUCGAAUAACACUCGUUACAAAAAAUAUUAUUUCCGUGUUCAUAACUUGCGUUUAAACGCAGACGUUUUACUGCAAGCUAGGGCACGUAUUUUUGUGGCAACCGUGACGUAAAUGUUUAUCUAGAAUCAUUAGGAAAGUAUAUAUUAUAUACACAAAUACUCGUUAAUCUGAGAUUACCAUCAGACUAUGUUUUAGUUAUAUAUUUGUUAUAUAUUAUAUACGCAAGUUGUUAGCAAGUACUGCAGUGUUUUAAUCAGACCUACUUGUAAAGUUUGGUUUGUUCUAUAUGUUUAUUCUUGUUGAAUCUCAAAAGAAGUGUUACAAGUGUGCAAUAAUAUCAUGUUAAAAUCAUGAGUAAUAUAUUUUAAGCGGUUUAUAUUUUAAUAUGACAAUGUCUUCCUAUAUAUUUAUGAGACUACUGUACGGGAAUCACAGAGGUAAGUGUUCAUACCUAUAGCCAAUAUGAAAUCAAGAAUCUCCUACAAUACAAGAUAUUUUACAAUUCUCAAUUCGUGUACCUAUUUUAUUGAUGUGUGAAAUGGUUUAAAAAAUUAGAAUAUAUAAAUAUAUAUAUAAAAACAUAUCAUUGACCUUGUGAUUUCCCUGUUGUAAUGGCCCCGUUGUAGCCUCAAUAAACAUCGUGCAUUUAACAUCAAAAA